Molecule: messenger RNA, 3445 nt
Organism: Varroa destructor (honeybee mite)
Lineage: Eukaryota; Metazoa; Arthropoda; Arachnida; Mesostigmata; Varroidae
Product: atrial natriuretic peptide-converting enzyme-like
Cellular component (GO): plasma membrane
Molecular function (GO): protein binding
Source: RefSeq, a predicted model, not a curated record
AUAUGGCGGGUUCCCGGCGUCGGGUCCCUCGAUGCUCCAGCUCGGGCAGUUCCGACGGUUGUUCCGUCAUUCGCAGACUGCCCGGCGUCCGGCUCACAGGAGAGUUUCUCUCCGAGUGACUUUCUCCUUUCGACUAUUCAUUUUCCCUUUUCUCUUUGUCUGAUCCGAGACAUUGAAGAACCGAUUACGCUUUGCUUUUAUGCAUCGACCGACAGACACCCACAACAGAUUAGUUUGCAACCGGUCGAUCUUUUUUGGAGGAUAAUAUCAGGGAAUCUCUUGGUAUCAAGGGCUUCUCUUGACCUUCGAACGUUGGAGAACGUACGCUCACCAGAGAUCGCCUAAUUUUCGGACUGCUCUGUUUAUUCAUCUGAUCUAAUCUUCUAAUCUGAACUGACAGACUUACUAGAUAACUCUAUCUGAUCUUAUCUGCCCCUCAGCUAAGCCCUUUCCAACAUCUCCGUUGUCAUUAUCUUUGAAACUUAACUGAGGCUGGAAAGACCAUUGGAUCAGACUCAAUAUCAGCGGCGAUUGAAAUUUUCAAAUCUUGCAAAGCCGUUGAUUGAAGCGCUGAACGUGGGUGCCAACAUUAAUUGCAGGAAACAGCAAAAACUUACGGUCAAUUUGCAGAACCGAAGCUGUGCUUGUACGUGUCUGUAGAUUAAAAAAAGUGUUUGGACUCACUAGACCUGGCUAGCGAAUGCACGCGAAUAGUGAGUGGUGCCUUGUCACGGAUAACCACUGCGUGACAAACGUAAACAAGUAUCGAUACCUUGUAGGGCGAACGUACUUAAGACAUCUAUAUCGGCUGAACGUCGGCGGCGAUAAUCUGCCGAAAUGGCUCGACCUACACCCCUACAACAGCUUCUGUCGCUUUCGCUGUUAUGGCUUCUUUCGUGCCUCUCAAGCUGGCUGCCAAGCUUGAAUGGUCAAUUCUUGCUUGGUACGUUUACGCAUCCUGAGAGUUACACACCACAAAGACGGAUUCCGCUUUUUCCCGGCCAACUGACAUCGGUUCAAUCCAAGAUCUAUAGGUCACUCCACAGCGGUGCUGGAUGGCGCACUCCCAAUAGCCAUUUCCCGCCAGCAGGCGUCCUGAGUCAUCGAAUGGGGAUUUUCGAUGAAAUUCGUAAUACUAAAAAAGCUAGUCGCUGCAUGAAGCGCUCCUUGUCGCUUUGUCGUGACGUUCUACCGUAUAAAGAAACGAUGUUUCCUAAUCUCGUAGGAGACCAGGAUAUAGCCGCUAUGAACCGGUCUCUUCUGUUCUUCCAAUAUCUACUCAAGGACAACUGUAAUCCUCGUAUGAAACAGCUCGUCUGCGCUCUACUCGAGCCACCCUGCCAGCACGGAAAAGUGACGCUGCCUUGCCGGAAAUUCUGCAAAGUCGCGACGGAGGGUUGCCAAAAAUUCAUUCCGGCACGCCUGUCAAUGUCGAAGGUGUUCGAUUGUACCCGCUACCCAGAUUCUGAGGACUCAGCUGUUUGUCUUAAUCUCGCGAAAAACCCCUCUUGUCUGCCAAGCGAGUUUCAAUGUCCAGACCAGUCGUGCAUCCCCAAGGCAUGGAGGUGUGAUGGCGUUCGUGACUGUGCCUUCGCCGCCGAUGAGGCUAACUGUACAUCAUGCAAUGACGAGGAGUUCCAGUGCGAUUUCCGCUGCAUACCGAAAACGUGGCGUUGCGAUGGAGAAAAAGACUGUAUGGACGGUGCCGACGAACGGGGGUGUCGGCCCCGUCGAGAGUGUGGCCCAGAUCGUUUCCAGUGCCAUGACGGGUCCGGAUGUUUCCCGAAACGAUGGGUUUGCGACGGAAAGGCUGAAUGCAGAGACCGUUCUGAUGAACUAGACUGCGAUAAGAGGACAGAGUGCACUUCUGGAGAUUUCCGCUGUUCUAACGGUAUCUGUAUCCCGCAAGUGUGGCGUUGCGAUGGCCAGCAUGAUUGCAAGGAUGCAUCGGACGAAGAACGCUGCAGUCCCGCCCAACGACUGGUCAACCUUAUCUCCACAAACCACAUCCAUUUCAAAAAGAAGUAGCAGGUGAAGCUGUCCAAUGGAAAAUCGCUAUCAAGUGUCAUAUAAGAGGCCAGUAAAUGUCGAGAAACGCCAGUGACAAUAGCCGUAAAUAAUGAUCAUUACCUCCCAUCAUUGGCAUCAGCUCGCCGUCAGAACAAAACCAUCAUCUUCAUGACAGAUUCCUUGCAAUGCUCCAGAUUGGCUCAUAAAUGGUAUCAGGUCUGCUUUCAGAUAUUGCUCAUCGUAUUUCAUUGACUUUUUGGUAACAGUUGAAUCGCAUGUGUCUCAUUCUAAUAAUGACAUUGAGCUAGCAAACGAGAAUGAUACAUAAAUACAGGUACCCGAUCAAUCAAAAUACGUAAUAGUUGUAAACGUUUGGGGCUAGCUCGUUAAGAUGGUAUUGAAUUAUUGGUAUAAUUUUGCCCUUUGAAAAAACGCACCAAUGCACCUCCAUCGUAGCGUAUAGUAGAAAUAUCGCGCCCGUAGAAACGAGAAGGCAGCUAUUUCUGACAAUACCAAACCAUCAACAGUUUAAUCUAAAUGCCAUCGGCCGCUGGCUAGAAAUUCGGAUAAAGUGGUCCAAAUGAUUUCCGUGCCGAAUCGUUCACAGAAUAGUACCGUCAAAAAUUAACUUGACUGCGUCUACGGCUGAACUUAGAUAAAAGCGUUAGAGAGUUAAGCAACGCACUACAAUAUAAACACGGCAUAGUUCUAUUAGAGCGCAGUUUCAUUAAAUGAAGCCUUAACCAACGCUGUGAGCAAACAUCGUAGUCAGAGUAAAUGAUAGAAAAGAUUCCAUAGCAUUCAGUGGAAAUCGACGCCGUUGACGAUAUCUCAGAACCAUAUAACUACAAUUGCAUAUAUUGCCUAUAGCUAUUGGAUCCCUUUAUCAAUAGAGGAAAACAUUCACAAAAUCAGUAAGACGUGACGACUCUUAAAUAUAUAAGGUUUAAACAUGAAGCAAUGCGACUACUGAUAAACGAGGAUAUGCGGCUAAUUUUCAGUGAUAUAGAUCUGAGACAAAGUAGAGAGUCAAGGUUUAUAGCUCGACAAAGACCUUCGAUGUAUUGAUGAAGUUGGCUAAGUGCCUCCACGAACUGGACUCCGUCGUUAGGUUACAAGCAGAGCUGUUCGACCAUUAAAUAUAUAUCCAUGCUAUCCAUGUCCUUGACACCGUUACUCAUUUGUCAAAACGUAUGGACGUUCAAGGUGUGAUCGUAGUAAAUUAUUUAUUUCUUGCUUUUUAUACACACACAAGAGCACAAAGAAAACUAUUUAUUCGUUCGACGUCGAGAUAUGUCCAGGGGUGCAUAGAUCGCUGCUGGAAUUUUUAGGGAAAGAAAGCUAUACUAGUUACGAUCGCCGUCAUUUUCAACUGCAUUGGUCUCCUUCGAUGGUAGUCAAAUAUAAAAUUUAUAGUGGACUCUGAUUUUGGACA